UGUGGUGCGUGCUGCGUUCAUGGAUCCCCUGGACGGUGUGCAAUUUGGAGAGAUUUGCGCCCAGAGACACCGGCCCCUGAAAUCAGUCUUCAUUUGUCAGACUGUCUCCAGGUACACAUUCAUGUUGUGUUUUGACACUAGUUUGGCUUGUAGCUGUCGACUGUGCGGCUGCUAGACAUCAGGAUAUCACUUCUGUGUAAAGCAACAGGCUGCUGGCGGGUUUCUUAAGAAGAUUAAGUUGCACAGAAAAACAGCAACAACCUCAGGCUGGUGGCGUAAUAACAACCACAAAUGCUUGGCUUCUUUAGUUAGGGCCUGUAUUUGGUCAAAGGAUAAUGAAAUAUCUGACAAACUGUGACAUUUUUGCUUUGAACUGGAUGAAAUAUCUGACAAACUGUGACAUUUUUGCUUGCAACUGAAUGAAAAGAAAGAAAGGGAAGGGAAGAGGAGUCUGAUGUGUACUCAUGACACUGGAAAAACCUUAAUCAAGAGCUGUUUGUCUCUCAUUCUGUCAUUUUCUCUCCCUUUUGUAUAUACAUUUCUUAUCCAGUUUUCGCCUACAAACAAGCAGGACCGACACGGUGUCAGCGGUUCAGCCUGGAGCUUCAACAAUUUGUAUUCAGCCUCACUGUUGACACUCCUCGGCCCUCCUCGGUGUUUAAAACUGGGCUUAAUCUUCCUUGCACCUGCCACCGCCGUGCCAGGCUAUAAAUACAUCUCACAGUUUAUGCGUCUGGGGGUCAUAAUAGGAUCCACCUGGUGUUACGGUGACGAAGCCUGCUGGAUACUGAGCCUGGCUUGAAGAUGCCCUAGGAGCCACGGGCAAAGACGUUCCUACUUAUCUAACACCUCGGGCAGCAGUGAAAGGAUCUUGUGUUCUUCGCAGGCCAAUGUAAAUAUAUCCAGCCAAGGAGAAGAGGAGGAAAUAGCCCUUGAUGUAACGGAUGACAAAGGAUUUCAAGGAACGCCUAAGCGGCCAUUUUUUCUGUUUUGCCGGGAUGGCAUGAGGUGAGCACAGCAGGAGAAGCUGUUGGUGAAUUUUGGAGUCAUCAGAAUCACAUUGCUGGUAAAAGAAUUUCUGCUGGAUUUAGCUUCGGGGUUGAUGCUCUGUCAUUACGAAUAUGACGGCUGAGGAACACACUCUGCACCUUUUUUGCUGCCACGGCGUGUCGGCACUGCUCAUCACCGUGCCGUAGAUUAUAAUGUGCUGCCACUGUCCUGGAGCUGGAACUGUGAACAUCAGCACACAUCCACCAUUUCUGUUUCACCGGGCUCAUUUUACAGAGUGAUAAUGGACCCGAAUGCAGUGUUUUAGCCCCUUCUGCCGCCAGUCUAUCCCCCUCAUUUGGACAAUCAAAAGUGGACACAAGAGACACUUGAACGCCUCGCUCAACGCUGAAAAAACGCCGGCGCCGCUGUAUGCGGAUUGAUGUUUCUGUGUAAUGUGUGCAUGAGUGCACUGCAGCCUUGGAUCCAUCGUGGAACCACAAUCCCCCGGGGCGUCCCCCCUUCGGGCCGGAGACGCUACAAACCAGCAACUACUCCCUGGUGCUGCUGAUCCAGCUGAGCCUGCUGUCCUUCGACCUGUUCGUCAACUCCUUCAGCGAGCUCCUGAGGGCCGAGCCGGCUGUCCAGCUCGUACUCUUCAUUAUCCAGGACAUCUCCAUCCUCUUCAACCUCAUCAUCAUUCUGUUGAUGCUGUUUAACACCUACGUGUUCCAGGUGGGCCUGGUCUUCAUAUUACUGGAGCGCUUCAGAGUGAUGCUGCUGCUCUCCUCGCUCUAUCUGACCCUCAGCAUCAUCCUCCACACAUGGAUGAUGAAUCUCCGCUGGCUGAGCUCCAACAGAUUUAUCUGGACAGAUGGCCUUCAAGUGCUGUUUGUCUUCCAAAGAAUUUCCUCUGUGUUGUACUACUACUUCUACAAGCGGACGUCGGAGUACCUGGGCGACCCUCGCCUCUACGAGGACUCACCGUGGCUGCGGGAGAUCUUCGCCCGUGCCAGGCAGUGAUGUGACGCCGAUCCGGGUUCGGUCAGGAAGCUCAACACGAGACGCUGCAGAGGCCAGAGGUGACGAGGAGCUCGAGGAGCUUGAUGAGGACCUGGCCGGGCGCUUCAGACUGACAGGACCGGCUCGGGUUUCCUGCCUGGGAGGUAAAGAGGAGCGCCACCCCGAGGGAUAACCCUGAGUUUGAGCUGUCUUGGCACCAGUCACCACAUGCCCUGUUUUCUGUUGUUGUAAAUACUGUACAUUCAGGAAGAUGUUGUUGUUUUGCGUGAAUCAAAGGCUCUUCUUGUUGCUUCAA
Molecule: messenger RNA, 2305 nt
Organism: Myripristis murdjan (pinecone soldierfish)
Lineage: Eukaryota; Metazoa; Chordata; Actinopteri; Holocentriformes; Holocentridae
Product: transmembrane protein 138-like
Exons: 5
Coding region: 1696-2010 (104 amino acids)
Cellular component (GO): cilium
Source: RefSeq, a predicted model, not a curated record